AUGAUGACCAGCGAGAAUUAUACGACGCCGAAGAAAUAUAAGGUUGAAGGAACAACGGGCCGUUUAUACGACAAAGAGAAUAAUAUAAAAGACACUGCGGCUUAUAUGGAUGACAGCACUGCGAAUGCUUGCGAGACAACAGACAUUUCAAACACAGAAAAUGCGAGCGAGGGCUCUAGUUCGCGACGAGGCCGUCAACGGCGAAGCAGAGAUCAAAUUUCGGACGAAACCUCACGAAAUAGCGAGGAUAUGCAACUCGAAGGCGCUACGGCAGCGGCUGAAAAGCCAAAAAGCUUAAAGAAGGAAAAGCCUUCGGGUAAAAAACGGAAAGAGAGGAAGAACUUGCGAGAAAAACGCCGGUCGACGGGAGUCGUUAUUAUGCCUGGUUUAGGAGGCGUAAGUAACAUUGUUUGUCUAAGAUUUAUUUUGCUUUCGGAAAUUUAAAUACAUUUAUAUCAUGUCUAUGACUUAAAUUCAAGCCUUCAAACGUCAAUAUUCAAAUAUAGCAAUUCCCGAGCUUUAAUACAGCAUCAAUUAGGCAUAUUUAUAACAGCUACCAGUUUAAUAUUUGCGUACAAUAAAUUAUGUCGCUUCGGAUUCCCAAAUUUCAACACAAAAAAAACGUUGAUAAAAGCUUAACGUUUUUCGUAUUUUUGAGACGGUACAAUACGUAUAUUUGUCAACUCUACAAAAACGACAGUUUAAUAAUAUCAGGCUAUAUUUUUCGUGCAUUUAAUUUUGUGUUUAUUUGCAAAUACAUGUGGAAUUCUAGGCAUUAUUUUCUCGUUAAGUACAGUACCAUUUAAAAUACUUAAUCGCCAAAACCAAAUAAUAUCAAUACAAUUAAAAUACUAGAGAACAAUUUUCAAACGCUUAAAACUGCAAUUGGUCAUUAUAUAUUGUAGUCAAGUGUCAAUAUCGUUUGUUAUCAUAAAUUAAUACAUACCCUUUCGUUUAAUAUCGUUAUUUAGCUCGCCUAAAGCCGAAAAUUAUGCGACUUUAACUUAUAUAUUUAUCUUUUCUAAUAAGCUUAUAAUUUCCUGCUGAUAAAAUGUAUCAUCAAAUUAAAAUAUCGUCCACGAAAAUUGAAAAAUCUUGUUAGUUUCGGCUUUGUUUACUUUUGUUGAGCGAUUGGCAAAAUAUCAUGCAAAUGCUGCAUAAUUUAAUCCCGAAACUGUAAAAUAAUGUAAAUAUUAACAAACCCAAGUGCAAAUAUGUUAGUUGAUCGUUUAUUGAUGAAAAAUAAUGGGUUUUUUUCCAGUAAUAUAGCGUAGAUUUUUUAUAUUUGAGAAAAUUGUGACUUUUGUGUUAUAAAUUGUCACAUGUAAAGCGAUUAUGGAAUAAUUAUUGGAACGUUUUAGUGUAUGUUGUUAUGGCAACACUAGUUUUGCAACAUUUUUGAGCGAUUUAAAAUUCUACAAUUGAACAUAGAUAAUUAAAAUUAACAAUAUUUGUAAACAAUAGAAUUUUUUGUUUGUUUUUAUAAAUACCUACCUUAUUUCGUACUUAAUUUCUCCCGACUUGAAUUUAUACACUUGAAUUUAUACACUUAUACACAAUUUAUACAAUGUUAUUAAAUGUAAUACCCUAGUCAAGAAUUUGAUCAUAAAAUUAUUGAUAAAUAUGAUCAACAACUUGUACAAGCGUAUAUCGACAUAAAAUAACAAUUUUUUAAAUAACAGUUGUAUAGUGUUAAGCUGCAAUUUGCACUUUUUCUUGUAAUUACGAGUAAAAAUAUUGCGGACUGCCGAACAGUAGGCAUUUAGGCAGGCAGCCGUCCACGUUUAAAAUAAAACGACCACUUUUUAAUAGACGGCCAUGGACGCCCUAAGAAGCAAGCUUUGUGAUAUUUCUUGAAUACCUCAAAAAUUGUCAGCAGCUGUCGACUUUAUCUAUUGCAUUAUGAAAAGGCGCUGAAUUAUGAGCAUAUAGGCAUUACAAUUGAUUGAAAGCUCCAUGUUUUUUGACCACGUCCACAAAAAUAGGUUGCCACACCCACGGUCCUUUUUGGACAGUUUCGACACUCUGGCUAAAAGCCUGCCAAACAGAUGGUAUAUAUCUUACGCUGAGUUGUAGUUGUUUCGGAAAAUGUUGUUCCGAAAGCUUUCAUGAAAUUUAAAGGGGAAGUCAAGUCCGUUCUACGCAUCGGUUCUGCGCAUAACAAUAGAGGGCCCUCUGAGGUAAACAUUGCCCAAAUUUUGAAUGUUUCGAAUUUUUCUGAACACAAACUCUAUUUCAUAUUCAUGUAGAAGCAUAACGAACCAAAAUGGUGUUAGAUAUUCAGACAGUACAUCAUAUUUUAAAAAAUACAGCAGUUCAAAAUGUAAACAAACCGUUUGUUUACAUUACGGACUUGACUUCCCCUUUAAUACCAUUUAAUUACUUUUUUUCCCUAUCAAAAUCGCAAAAAUAAAGUCUCGCGAAAUUAAGUAUGUGCAAAAUUAAGUUACGAAUAAGGUAUGUUAAUAUUAAUAAUUUAUGUAGAGGUGCAGCUAAAAACAUGUUAUACAUAAUGUUAAUUAAAGUUACAAUCAGAUAUGUCAGUCCAAUUUUCCCAUACAUGCGUCGCAGAACUCCUGAAACUCCAGAGUGGCAGAAUUUGCGAGUUGUAUUUUACAAAGUUGUGAGAUUUUGUUAAAAGCCGUGAGAUUUUUGAGAUUUCUCUCGUUUUCUUAUUAUUAAGGAUAAUGAAUGUAUAAAUAAGCCAGUUAUUUAUUUUAAUAGCUUGAAUUUUUAAAAUAUGAAUGCCUCUACUUAAACACACUUGUCAUAAUGUAACAGUGUUUAAUAUUGCAAAUCUUGGAACAAAAUUCGGUGUCAUGAUUUCAACGGAAACUGAGCAUGGAUGUUUGUAUAGAAUAAGGGUUGUAUUACAUAUUAUAACUUAUAAGCCUUGAUAAAUACACUUUCUUGACCCAUUGUACGUGUCUCAUUGUGCCCUCAUGCACCCUACUUUAUUGUUUUACUCUGUCUAAUGCCAGACGAUUUUACUCCUCAAGGGUAGAGCUCUGGUGGUUAAUUAAUGGGUUAAACAGAUUUCCUCAAAAAUUGUGACUUUUUUGUGAGAUUUAAAGACUUUGUCGUGAGACUGUGAGAAUGCAUCCAAAAUUGCCAGUCUCACGACAAAAUCGUGAGAGUUGGCAGAUGUGAUGUUGAGAUAUGGAGCAUUAAUGUCUAGCCUGGAAGCCCUCGAGGCACCCAGGAAGUGAUAUUGUGUAAACUUAAUAAAGGAUACAUUGUCCAUAAAAGGAUUGACUUUUGACUUUCAUAAAUGCCUUUCUGAGAAAAAAAUUAUAACGAAAGACUGUCGCUCUUUUUGAAAGACUCCAUUUGCAAUAUCCAUAGAUUAUCAAAUCUUUGGUUGCAUAGGGGCAUAUGAUAAUUUAUGUCUGUACGCUAUAUCUUGCCACCAGCUAAAUGUUUUGACCUGUUCAUAAAAUGUCUAAACUAACUUUUCCUGCUACAAUUACCGAAGUUCAUAUCAUCAUAUUGGCUAAAUUGAUCUGAAAUUGGCAUAAUUAUGUAACCUAGCUUAUUAAAUACAUGCUUUAUAGUAUGCUCUUUGAAACAAUUAAUGCAAAUGAUUUCCUAAUGGUAAUAUCACAGAUUCCUACGCCCGUCACAUUGUAAGAUCUCUUUGUGUGCGUUGCGAUGUGUUGCAUAUUAUAGAUCUCAAAAACUUACAGAACCCUUUCAUCCUAUUAAAGAGUCUUAAAACUGAUAGUCUUUUGAAGCCUUAUACUGAGAUAGUUUUAUUUUGUCUAAUGACUAAUGUCAGUCAUUUUAACCAGGGGUGGGGGGAUCUAGCCUCAUCUGCAAGGAGGGGUGCAGGUUUUCCAUGGGGUGGUGCAUGAGGGAGCCUUACUGCCCACUCUCCUCUGCAGUCUGCAACGCUACUAUCCCAACAUUACCAUUAUUUGAGAUGACCGAAUCUGCAUGUUCGCCGUUCUGUUACGUUUUACAUUAUUUUUUGUUUAUAAAGUUUAUAUCGGCUUUUUAUCACGUAUGCGUGACUGGACAGUUGCUGUAGCACAGUACAGUAUAAACUUGUUAAAGUAGAGUAUAUUUGAAAAUAUGGUUUUAUAACAACCUCGACAUGUUUACAUAUUUAAUUAAUCAUGAUAUUUAACUAAAGCACUCUGAGUAUUUUAUUGUGAGCUCACAAAUAAAUUAAAUCGUUUCAAGAAAGUGACACACGCUAACAGUAGAAGUUCCGCUGAUCGCUGUUCGAAAAGCAGAAAAUGUAUGGUUAAGCAGAUUUUUAGGGUGUUGUGCACCCGAACCCCCCGCUCCUCCCCCCUGCACCUCACAGUAGAUGACCGCCCCUGGCUCGAAGCCAAUAAGGAAUGUCUGCUAUUAGGACCUUUACUCAUAGAAACUGUAAGACACCUCUUUGUUAAUGUUAUGGAUAGUUUUCAGUUCAAAUGACUGUAGUUCAGAAUUUCGGACUAAAAGCAUUCUGAGUAUUUUCUCGUGAGCUCGCAAAUCAAUUAACUCGUUUCAAGAGAUUGACACGUGUUAACAAUAGAAUUUCCGCUAAUCGCUAUUCAAAAAGCAGAAAGUAUAUGGUAAAGCAUACCCUGUUUUAGGGUGGUGCUGGACUUCUUUCGGGAGUGCUAGACAGAUUUACCCCCACGGUAGUAUGCAAUUUUAAUGGGUUAAAUAAACCAUAUUUUAUAAAAACGACAAAAAUUUUUUGUGUAAUUUAGAAUGAUGAGCAAGCUGACGAAGGAAAACAAACGAUGGACAACACGAAGAUGAACGAAAGUAUCGGAACGGAGGACUCACCCAACCCUAGUGAGGUACUGCUCCAGUCAUGA
Paramuricea clavata is the source of this 4820-nucleotide messenger RNA. The record is from the annotation of a GenBank genome assembly. Lineage: Eukaryota; Metazoa; Cnidaria; Anthozoa; Malacalcyonacea; Plexauridae.